UGAAUGUACUGCCGGUGAAAGAGCUCAGUGGAGCUGUUGUGGAGGACUGCAGGGAUACAUCUACGGUGAAAACAGCCCGUUUUGCCGCUGUGUCUUCCGCACAGCAGCCGCUUCCCUGGGAGGUGUGGAAGUUUCGAGAAAAGCAGCGGUGGUUGAAGUUGAGGGGAGACGGUGAGAACUUCCUCUGAACGCUGCCACGUCUGAGCCCGGUCCCAGCCCCACUUCCUCUGGAGACACAGCUAACAGGACAGCAGCGGAGCAGAGGGAUAAACGUGAAUAAACUAACGAUCUGCCAUGUUGCCCAGGCUUCCUGUGUAUCUCCUGAUUUCUUUGCCAGUUCUCCUGGUGCAGGGCAGCACCACCACUUCAUCCAAAAAAAGCUCUGCUGCCCCAGCCAGCCCUCCACCUCGCCCGCCGCCUCCUCUAGGUGACCCCAGCUGGGCUCUGGGUCUGCGCCUGUACCAGGCCCUGCGCUCUGACUCGAGCUCAGUAAACACCCUGUUUUCACCUUUGCUUGUGGCCUCCUCACUUGGGGCUCUGAGUGGAGGCUCUGCAGGCACCACUGCCAGCCAGCUCCAAGACCUCCUCAAGACUCCUACCCCCUUCAAGGCUGGAGUCCAGGCCGGGGAGCAUCUGUCUGUGGCGUUGAAGAGCUUCGCAGAAGCCAAUGUCACUGCCUUUCACCUGCACACAUCCUCAGCUGUGUUUUCCAAGCAAGCUCCUCCGGUCAGCAAGGCCUUUGAGAAGGACGGCCAGGCCAGGUUCAGACUGCAGCAUCAGCCACUGGGGAAAGGAGACUCCAAGGCUGACCUGAAGCAGCUCCAUGGCUGGGCUAAAGCUGGGCUUGGUGGGCUGGAAGGAGCUCCUUUGGAGGCAGAAAUCCAGGCCAAGGCUGGAGCCUUGAUACUGGCUAAUGCCCUGCGCUUUAAAGGGCUGUGGGAGAGAGAGUUCGGCGAAGACAACACAGAUCGUCGUACCUUCUUGGGGAAAAAAUACACCAAAGUGAUGAUGAUGCACAGAGCAGGUUUGUACAGGCACCAUGAAGACAUAGAAAACAUGGUGCAGGUUUUGGAGGCGCCUCUGUGGGGAGGCAAGGCCAGUCUGGUGCUCCUGCUGCCCUUCCACGUCGAGAAUCUGGCUAGGCUGGACAAGCUGCUGACCCUGGAGCUGCUGUCCAAAUGGCUGGAGAAGACCAAUAUCACCAGUGUGGCAAUCUCACUGCCCAAGGCAAACAUUACCAGCACAAUCAGUCUGCAGAAACAGUUGAUCGCUCUGGGCUUGACCGAUGCCUGGGACCAGAAGGUGGCAGAUUUCUCUGGCGUGGCAGACAAGAGCAAAGGGAAGCUUCAUCUGGGUGGUGUCCUCCACUGGGCUUUCCUAGAGCUGGCUGCUCAAGCUGGGAAAGGAGAAGCAGAUCUAGAGGAGGAGAACAUAGAGAAGCCCAAGCUGUUCUACGCAGAUCACCCCUUCAUCAUCUUUGUUAGAGACAACGCCACCGGGGCCCUGUUGCUGAUGGGAGCUCUGGACCACGCAGAGGGAGAGGCCCUCCAUGAUGAACUGUAGCACCCUCCAGUGUCUCUCCUUUUUCUCUGUCUUUGCUGUCUCUGUCUCCUACACUCUCCCUCUCAAAAACGACACACUGGUUUCUAAGCCGAGACAUUGUCAUUCACUGUGGCACGCUAUCACAUCAGACCACGUCUGGCUGUCAUACAUUGACACUGCAUAGUCUCACACUGACUGGCACUGACACUGCCAUACCCGACACUUACACAGUCACACACACACAGCGACAACUACAUGGCAUACAUAAAUGAAAAUACUGUAGGAGACAAUACUAAAGUUGGCGGUUACAGCAAAAACACUAACUUUGAGAGAUUCACUGCCUUUUCUCUUUCCCACACAUGUGCACCCACACACACACAUUCAAGGCCUCAGUGAUCAAGUCAACACAAAACAAAAUGACAAACAAGUGUGUGCACUGACAAGCAGAAGUGGUUACACCGACACAACUCCUACAGCAGCAUCAACAAAGAACUUUAACAAACAGAGGCACAUAGUGACACUUGAAUCCUCCCUGUCAGGCAAAACACCAGGGCAGGUGUGUGUGUGUGUGUGUGUGUGGUGACCGACACAUUUAGGAUGCUCAUGCGGCUGCUCUCGGAGCUGGCAGGUACCUGUGGCUGGGAUCCCUUGGGCUAGAUCUGAGGAAGACUGAUGGAUCAGCCAAGUGCUUAUUGAUGAGCCAGCUUAAUGCUAAUGGCCGUAAUGAGUCACAACGCUUGUCAACAACACAGAGAGGACGGGGAACCUUUUAAUCCCUUAAUACCAUCAGGGAUCAAUGAUACCAUUAUGCUAUUGGAAACCAACAUGACUGACAUCGUUUGACUUAAACAUAACAACUUAAUAUUUGGGAUGAUUACAGCAAAUCAAAGAGGUAUUGAUUUCUGUUUGUAUAUUCGGUUCUUUAUUUAGCACCGUGGUGGAUGUAUGAUUUGAAGUGGAAGAAUGAACAGUAACUGAUACUUUUGGAAUGUGCAUUUGGUAUUUUAUAAGGUGCAUUUUUAUAAAUAAUUUUUCUUGUUUUUACUGUUUUUUUUUCACUCGAGCUACAGUAUAUUUAUCAGUGUCUCCACCUGAUCUUGAUACAAACCGAUCAAUCAAACAUACUAUUAAUAUAUAAUACAUGUGGAUUGCCACAGCUCCAUCUUCCUUGACAGCAUUUAUUUAUUUAUUUUUUUACGUAUACCCUGUACUGAAUUGGCUGACAUUGUGUCUCGAGAGUGUGUUGAAGCAGAUUUAAAGCCCUGAACUAGCAUCAGAUAUUGAAUUGACUUGCACUACCUAGAAAGUGCAGCAGCAACUUUGUCAAAACACUCACCAAAUGCUUCUAAACAAGCAAAGAUAGAAUGAGUUUCUUCCAUUUCCACCAAUAAAUAAUUGAGAAAAUAUAUGAGUGAGUUUAUAAAAAACAGACCUUGCUUGCCAUCCCUUUUUGACAGUGUUAGCGUUUUGGUAUCUUGAAUGUUUUAUUAAAAAUAAAGUCCUACUUCAUAG
Messenger RNA from Lates calcarifer (barramundi perch), 3054 nucleotides. It is a transcript of the gene serpinh2, whose product is annotated as serine (or cysteine) peptidase inhibitor, clade H, member 2. Gene Ontology annotation, molecular function: serine-type endopeptidase inhibitor activity. Gene Ontology annotation, cellular component: endoplasmic reticulum. The record is from RefSeq and is a predicted model, not a curated record. Bases 295 to 1563 code for a protein of 422 amino acids. Gene Ontology annotation, biological process: collagen fibril organization; negative regulation of endopeptidase activity. Lineage: Eukaryota; Metazoa; Chordata; Actinopteri; Centropomidae. The transcript is spliced from 6 exons.